AUGCAUCUAGUGACUUUGAUGUUCUUCUACCUGUUGGCAGCAACGACAGUAGACGGUUCGAUAACAGUCAAUUCACUCUAUCCAUGGCUGACGUUGCCACCGACGCCUAAACUUCCUCAACCUCGAAUUGGUCAAUACGCAAACAUCAAUAAUAUUCAAAUAUGGUACAAUAUUUAUGGAUCACAACAUGGCACGCCUAUUCUUUUUCUUCAUGGUGGCUUCGCCAAUAGUGAUUAUUGGGGACUUCAAAUUCUGGAACUGAGAUCUUCUUACAAAUGUAUUGUAAUGGAUUCUCGAGGACAAGGACGAAGUACAUCAUCAUCUGCCAGUAUUACUUAUGAUCUGAUGAUGACUGAUGUCAUCGGUCUAUUAGACUAUCUUGGAAUUAGUCGAGUUCACGUAGUUGGCUGGAGUGAUGGUGCAAUUAUUGGUCUCAAUUUGGCAAUGAACUAUCCCAAUAGAUUGAUUUCAUUGUUUGCAUUUGCAGCAAAUUAUAUUACAUCAGGUGUGAAAGACCUUUCUUCAUCGACUGUUUUCAAUGAUUAUCUGGAACGUGCUCGGAUCGAAUAUGAACUGCUGAAUCCUGUAAAAGAUUAUCAGAAUUUAUUUAAUAAUUUAACAACAAUGUGGACCACUCUUCCGAAUUGGAGUCAAGCUGAUUUUGGAAAGAUUCCAUCAAAUAUAUUUGUAUGGAUCGUAGACGCUGAUCAUGAAGAAGCUAUUUAUAGAGAUCAACCUGACACGAUGACUCUUUGGAUACCUCAAUCAGGAGAACUUAUCCUACCAAGAACGAGUCAUUUUGCUUUUCUACAGGAUUCUAAAACUUUUACAGAGGCUUUGGCACGAUUCAUGAUCCAGUCUACAUCGUUAAUGACAAAUCGAGUUGCUUAG
Molecule: messenger RNA, 891 nt
Organism: Rotaria sp. Silwood2
Lineage: Eukaryota; Metazoa; Rotifera; Eurotatoria; Philodinida; Philodinidae
Source: the annotation of a GenBank genome assembly